Messenger RNA from Diaporthe citri, 1524 nucleotides. RefSeq lists its product as uncharacterized. The coding region runs from base 1 to 1524 and encodes 507 amino acids. The transcript has a single exon. Lineage: Eukaryota; Fungi; Ascomycota; Sordariomycetes; Diaporthales; Diaporthaceae. The record is from RefSeq and is a predicted model, not a curated record. Gene Ontology annotation, molecular function: acetylglucosaminyltransferase activity.
AUGCUCAUACCACAGCGCUUCCAACGAGUCGUGCCAGUCCUCGUCGUCCUCGUCCUGUGCAUAUUCAUCCUCUCCUCCAGCAGGUUCCGGGAUGCCGCCAUCGUUGACUCAAUAUCACACCAGAUCGCCGGCGUGCACAAGUCGGACAAGCCCAAGUCUGACGCCGCACUGGAGGAGGAGGCAAAGUUUAGCACACCGCCCACCACUCCAACACCGCGGCCGCCUCUUGAGCCCGGCCAGUGCAUCCCCGAGAUCGAGUUCCUGAGGCGCGAGGAGCUGCAGCUGAGCGACAACAUCGUCUACUCGAGGCGUUGCAUCAAACCCAAGUUCUCCGAUGACGUCGACCGAGCUGUUAUCCCCAAGCUCGAGGGGCCCAUCAUCACCCAGAAGGCCAACAUCAACCUCACCUCGUGUUCUCACCUCGAAACCCUGCCGUGCGACGAGCUGUCCAUCACCGUCACCCCGCCUCCUCCCCAGGAGAAAUACGCCCAUUUCGUCUUCGGUGUCGCCACAUACUACGAGCGCAUGAUACAGGGGCUGCCUGCCUUCGAGCACUGGCUAGCAGGGACCGAUGCGCUCCUCGUGGCAGUCAUCGUGGACCACGAGGGCAACGACCUCGGUGCCCUUCAGCAACUCUUUGGCCAACAUGGCAUAAAAAUGGCCACCGCCAACGGCGAUCCCAACCUCACAAUCGACCAGAACCAUUUCGUCAUGCUGCGGCCGACCGUGCAGAACAUCAGUCCCGAGACGAAAUGGGUUGGAAUCCUCGAUGACGACACCUUCUUUCCCUCUCUGGACGCGCUUAGCAAGACUCUUGAGCAACUAGACCAUACCAAGGAGCUGUGGCUCGGCCAGUUGUCGGAGGAUUUCUACUCGGUGCGGUCAUGGGGCUUCAUGGCCUUUGGCGGUGCAGGCGUCUUCCUCUCGGUUCCAUUGGCCAAGAAGCUGGAACCCUUUAUGGAACAGUGUCUCGAAGAGGCGGCCCUGCCAUCGGGUGACGGCAUGCUGCGCGACUGCGUGUACUACCACUCCAAGACCAAGCUGACGCUAGUGCCGGGCCUGUACCAGCAGGACAUGCGCGGCGACCUAUCCGGCUUUUUCGAGGCCGGCUUCCGCGCGCUGUCGCUGCACCACUGGAAGAGCUGGUACGUCGAGCCCGUCGACAAGAUGGCGCAGAUCACCAAGGUGUGCGGCGACUGCUUCCUGCAGCGGUUCCAGUUUGGCGAGGACACCCUCUUCUCCAACGGCUACUCGAUCGCGAUGUACCGCAAGGGCGUGCAGGGCCUCAACCUCGACUGGGUGGAAGCGACCUGGAACCAGCACGGGCCCGAGUUCGACUUCAGCAUCGGCCCGCUCAGGCCGGCCCUGAAGAAGAACGAGAAGAGGAGCUACCGACUAAAGGACGCCGAGUGGCUCAAGGACGGCAGCCUCAGGCAGAUCUACGUGUACAAGGCCGACUGGAAGAGCGGCGAGACCACGGACGAGGUGAUUGAGUUCUUGUGGGAUCCGAAGGCAAUUCAAUAA